AUGGAACUUGGACCGGAGGCUUCAGUAACCACAGCAGAACCCAUGACUCAGCUCCCAGUGGUGGCACCCCUGACACCAGCUCUACCAGCAGUGAGGGCUGCAUACAAGUUUCUGCGUAUGGAUGCAGCGCCUGUGAACACAGCACCUCUGGCAGUGUUGCCGACAGCACCCCCAGACAACCUGGAAGCUGCACUGCAGGUGAUGCACUGCAGGUGCCUGAAACAGAAUAAGUUCUACGCAUGGGAUAAUCGGGCUCCCACAAUUCUCUCUGCGCUGUUCCCUGCAAGUAGUGUCACAACAAUGAGAAGAUUCAAUAAUACCUUUAGUCACCUCAAUGGCUUUGUUUUGGUGGGCUUUUGUGAAUGGCCCAGACUAGAAAUAGUUCUUUUUGUGGUCAUCUCCAUCUUCUACAUCAUGACCCUCCUUGGGAAUUCAGCCAUCAUUAGCUUGUCAUGCUUUGAUCCCAGACUCCACACCCCCAUGUAUUUCUUUUUGGCUAAUCUCUCUUUUUUGGCCCUCUGCUCUACUACCUCCAUUGUGCCCCAGAUGCUGGUAAAUGUAAGGAGCCACCAGAGAAACAUCAGCUACAUAGGAUACAUAGCUCAACUUUUAAUCUUCCUUGGUUUGGGAUCCACUCAAUGUGUACUUCUCUCAGUAAUGGCCUUUGAUCGCUAUGUAGCUAUCUGCCAGCCUCUCCAUUACACAGUUACCACGCAUUUUUGGCUAUGCCAUCAGCUGGAAGCAGUGGGCUUGGUAACAGGUUUCAAAAACUCUUUGGUGCAAACAGUGUCGACUCUCCUGUUGCCUCGUUGUGGUCAAUAUCAGGUGGAGAAUUUCUUCUGUGAGGUACCUGCCAUGCUUGAAUUACCGUAUGUUGAUACAUGGAUCAAUGAAGUGGAGAUGUAUGCAGCAGUGGUAGUCAUAAAAGUGAUCCCAAUUGGAUUGAUUCUAUUCCCUUACAUCAACAUUGUCAGAGCUGUAGUUAGGAUCCAAUCUUCUGAGGGUCGCAAGAACGCUUUCAACACAUGUGGGUCUCAUCUGCUGGUGGUCUUUAUGUUCUAUGGCUCAGCCAUUAAUGGUUAUGCAUAUACGGCACCCAAGAGCAACUCAGCCAAAUUGAAGGGCAAGCAUCUUGCACUUUCCUAUGGACUUAUAACUCCAAUGCUCAACCCUCUCAUCUACACCUUGAGAAACAAGGAUGUUAAGGGAGCAGUAAGAAGCUUCUGGGGAGAGAACAAGAGCAAAGAUGGAACAUGGCUUAGGAGAAUGAAGUCCUCUUACAAUUCAAAUUCCACACUCCCAGAAUGCCAAUGGGCAACUGCCAGCAUUCCUCUCACUCCCAAAUUACAAUGGCUGAUUGUUACUAUUAUUACCUACGUAUUUCACAGGAAGUAA
Messenger RNA from Ceratotherium simum simum (southern white rhinoceros), 1395 nucleotides. RefSeq names its product olfactory receptor 2B8-like. The record is from RefSeq and is a predicted model, not a curated record. Lineage: Eukaryota; Metazoa; Chordata; Mammalia; Perissodactyla; Rhinocerotidae. Gene Ontology annotation, molecular function: G protein-coupled receptor activity; olfactory receptor activity. Gene Ontology annotation, cellular component: membrane. Gene Ontology annotation, biological process: G protein-coupled receptor signaling pathway.